GGUUCAAAAUGACAGACAAAAAACAAAACAAAUUAAUUGUGUUGAUCCACCUCAACAAAGGUCUUGUAAAAGAGUGUAAGCAAAAGAAUGUAAGCUGCUCCUGAGUGUGUCUGCCCACCCCCCAGCUGCAUUGUUGUGCAGGGGAUAUGCAUAAGGUUGCUAACACCUUAGCAAAUUUGCAUGCAGCCUUUUGUGCUGUGGGGGAUAAAUAGGUGACUGCUUCACCUAUUUUGUUCAAAAGAAACAAAAUGCAGAGAAGGCUCACCACUCAACAGGCAUUGGAACUGAUCCUGAGCAACACCAACCCUUGUGACUCAGAUGGAGAAGACAUAGUCCUUCAACCGGAUUCGGACUCUGAGCUGUCUUCAGAUGAGGAGACUCCUCCUCUACCAAAAAAGAGAGCUCGGUUGGCGAGUGAGCCGACAGAGACCGCAAAAGAUGGCACAGUGUGGCGUGAAGUACAAGUGGGGAAACGUCUCCAUUUCACCCCAAUAGAACCGUACCCUACAGAUGGAGAGCCAAGGGCUAAGGCCAGACGAAGUGUCCGGAGUCGCCUUCAGAGCUUCCUCUGUUUUAUCACUCUUGACAUGCUUCGUAGCAUUCAAGAAUGGACUACUCAACAUGCACGUCACACGGAGCAGGUGGAUUGGUUCAUGGAUCUCCCGGAACUAAUGGCAUUUAUUUCAGUCACUGUCUUGCGGGGGGUGACCAAGGUUCCAUCACUACGUGACAGCUGGUCAGCAAACCUGGCAAACCCAAGGAUCAUUGCAACUAUGGCCCGAAACCGCUUCCAAGACAUCAUGCAACACCUACGCUUUGAUGACAUGUUCACACGCAGUGAGUGAGCGGAGACCGAUAAGUUUGCUGCAAUCUCCGAUGUGUGGAGAUUGUUUGUCACCAACUGCAUCACAUCCUACAACCCUGGUCGACACAUCACUAUUGAUGAACAGCUUUUCCCGUCAAAGACUCGCUGCUGUUUUCUGCAAUACAUUGCAACAAAACCAGACAAGUUUGGCAUCAAGUUUUGGGUGGCUUGCGACUUGAAAUCAAAGUACAUCUGUAAUGUCCUCCCAUAUCUUGGCAAGGACCCCAGUCGUCCCAGCGGGGAGAGACUGUCCGAAACUGUAGUGAUGAGGCUGAUGGAACCAUUCAUGGACAAGGGCAGAACUGUAACCACGGACAAUUUCUUUACAUCAUUGUCACUUGCACAACGACUGCUUAGCCGGAAAACCACUAUCCUCGGCACAGUCAACAAGAGUCGCCGGGAAAUUCCUCAAUCCGCUAGACAGAUGGACCGCACUGAAUUCACCACUCAGGUGUUUUCAACCACUGGUGCCACACUGACAGUGUAUGCACCCAAACGAAAGAAGGCCGUCUACAUUCUCAGCAGCAUGCACAGCGUGGUUGAGACUGAGGAUACCAACAAAAGGAAGCCAAACACGGUCACACAAUACAACCACACAAAGUGCGGUGUGGAUGUAAUGGACCAAAUGGUGCGGGAGUACAGCGUGCGUGCAGGAACACGGAGAUGGCCAGUCGCCGUGUUCUACAACAUGAUUGACAUGGCAGCACUGAAUGCGCAUGUUCUUUAUCAGGCAUGCACUGGGGUGCAGGAGAGACAGGUGGACUUCCUGGUUGAGCUUGCAAAAGAGUUAGGUGACUCUCAUGUGAGUGAAAAGAAGGCACGCAAGGAGAAACUCCUUCGGCAACAACCUUCCACACCCAGCCCUGGCAAAAGGGCGAAGUGUCAGGUCAACCAUCGAUGCACGAACAAUUGUGCAACUGAGAGAUGUGUUGACUGCUACAAAUACACGUGUGGCAAAUGUACCAGGGACAUACCCAGGCAGUGCCAGGUAUGUUCCGACAGUGCAGACAGACUGCUGAGUGAGUGCUGAAAUGCUAGUCACACAAGAAGGACAUGCCACUCACACACACACACGCAGCCCCCCACUGCAGCCUAUUGUAAAUAUGUGUGGAAUUGUUUUAUUCCUUGUAUUUUUUUUAUUAUUUUUAUAACAAAAAUAAAAAGCAUGGAAAC
Molecule: messenger RNA, 2038 nt
Organism: Trichomycterus rosablanca
Lineage: Eukaryota; Metazoa; Chordata; Actinopteri; Siluriformes; Trichomycteridae
Exons: 2
Coding region: 249-845 (198 amino acids)
Source: RefSeq, a predicted model, not a curated record